Messenger RNA from Pseudoliparis swirei, 3962 nucleotides. RefSeq names its product DNA-damage inducible protein 2 (gene ddi2). Gene Ontology annotation, biological process: proteolysis. NCBI's taxonomy places the organism in Eukaryota, Metazoa, Chordata, Actinopteri, Perciformes, Liparidae. The record is from RefSeq and is a predicted model, not a curated record. The coding region runs from base 259 to 2937 and encodes 892 amino acids. Gene Ontology annotation, molecular function: protein binding; aspartic-type endopeptidase activity. The transcript is spliced from 9 exons.
GGCACAACUGAGCGAUACUUAAUGUUGUUGAGUUGUUAAAAGAGAAACUGACACACCAGACGUUAAACCAGUAAGUGGAAAGCAGUCACUGUCUUCAAGGUGUAAUAUCAGUUUCCCUGUUGGCUCUUUCUGCACUGAAACACGUAUUACAACAGAGAAAAUCUAAAUAAUACCUGGUUCUCCCCUGAGAAACAAGGAACCACACAAACCGCAUUCUGUUGCAGCGGGUUUGUCAAGUGAUCCUGACCCAACAAAACGAUGCUGGUCACUGUUUUCUGCGAGCCGAAGGAUCGCCCAGAAACCACCUUCGCCCUCGAUGUAUCUCCAGAGCUGGAGCUGAGAGACUUUAUCGCACUUUGUGAGCUAGAAUCAGGAAUCCCAGCUGGAGAAAUCCAGAUCACAUAUGUAGAACAGACCCUAAAAGACCAAACUCGUGCCUUGGGGAACUAUGGUGUUAAGGAUGGAGACGUGGUGGUCCUCAGCCAAGCUGACAGAAGGCCACCACCAACUCAACAAGCUUUUCCAGGUCUGCCCCAUAUUGACUUUCGUUCCAUCACAAUCCCCGGUACCUCUUCUUCGAGUCAACGUGGUUCCAUAAUGCAGCAACAGACUUCACCACCACAGACACAGCCCCAACAGCAGCCACAGCGUGCUGCACAACCUUCAACGCCAAUGGCCUUUCGUGGCUCCUCUCCUCAGGGGCUGGAUGACCCUGCUUUACUUCAGCAGAUGCUAUUAUCCAAUCCACAUGAGCUUUCACUCCUCAAGGAGCGAAACCCGCCACUUGCUGAUGCCCUGCUUAGCGGAGACUUGGAGCGUUUCACCAAAGUGCUGCUGGAGCAACAGCAGGAUCGAGCCAAGCGAGAGCAGGAGAGGAUCAGACUUCUGACUGCUGAUCCUUUUGAUUUGGAUGCCCAAGCAAAGAUUGAGGAGGACAUACGGCAGCACAAUGUGGAAGAAAACAUGACCAUUGCAAUGGAAGAGGCCCCAGAAAGCUUCGGGCAGGUGGUUAUGCUCUACAUUAACUGCAAAGUCAAUGGGCACCCUGUGAAAGCUUUUGUUGACUCAGGCGCCCAGAUGACGAUCAUGAGCCAAGCGUGCGCCGAGCGCUGUAACAUCAUGCGGCUGGUGGACCGACGCUGGGCCGGAAUUGCCAAAGGAGUGGGCACCCAGAAGAUCAUUGGCAGAGUUCAUUUGGCUCAGGUCCAGAUAGAGGGGGACUUCCUUCCGUGUUCUUUCUCCAUCUUGGAGGACCAGCCAAUGGACAUGCUGCUUGGCCUGGAUAUGCUAAAGAGACAUCAGUGUUCGAUCGACCUGAAGAAGAACUUGGUUCUAAUAGGCACCACAGGCACAGAGACUCGCUUCCUGCCUGAGUCCGAGCUGCCCGAGUGUGCCCGACUAGCAUACGGAACCGAGGGGCGUGAAGACGCGCCCCCAGAUGAGCAAGCAGACAGAGAACUGGCAGAGGCACUUCAGAGGUCAAUACAGGAAAGUGACACUGCAGAUGGACAAACUACCUCACCGCAGCCCCCACCAUUUACAUUACCCAGAACCUUAGGCCAGACGUCCUCACCCACCUCCACCUCCCACAGCCCUUCCUCUGGCCCGCCCCACCCGGCCGCCAUGGAGCAGGCCUCGGCACCAGAGAUGUGCCCUGAUCGACCUGGCCUUCCUCAGCCUUCUUCCUCAGCAGAGGAUGCAGGAGUUGCACCUAAUCAGCUCCACCCUCCCCCUCUGUCUGUUCAUACUGACUCCAAAGUGCCCCCUGUACCCACUCCCCUACCAGAUGUCCUCCGUACAUGUACCCCACCUGCGGACCCGACAGUAUUCGAGUAUCCGGGGAGUGAGGUCCAGCCUGGCCACACAGAGGGGAAUGCUGACUCAGAUGAGGUGAUGAACAGCCCCACGCUCCCCCGCCCUGAGGAACUUUCCCCCAUUCAACCCAUGGAGCAGGAGGCCACCGAGUCGAACACGGCUGCUGCCACAGAAGCCCGUCUGAGUGUUGUUAGCCGGCCGACCUCGGUUGAAAUGGAGUCCCCCGCGGCCUCCCAGGGCGUGCCGUCCUCUCAGAGGGACCAGCCUGAAGGAGAGCACUGCUCCCCCUCCGACAGCGUCCCGUCGUUGGCAGCCGCUCUGGUGGAACUUCACGAGCUGCUGGCAUCCAACAACCGAGCUCCGUCCCAAAACCACAGCACCGCCUGCUCCCCCUCACAUCCAUUCGAUCAGGAGACAAAGGAAGCGACCCCCGAGCCACGGACCCCCAUGCGCGAAAACAUCCAGCUCCACCCCUCUACUGCCAUCUCAGCCGGUGAACCAAACGAUGCCAAAGCCCACCAUGCUGCUGCUGUGUCUGCCGAGGGGCCAUCUAAAUGUCUUGUGGCUGACCUUUCUGGCCCGGAUGCAGCCGAGACCGCGGAGGGACACGGCCCGCCGCGGUGUCCCGACGGCUCUGUCAAGAGGAGGGGAGAUGCCGUGAAUAACAUCAGCCGCCGUGAGCCAGAGGUUCCUCCUGAUCCUGCACGGGACCUGGAGUUCAGGGAACCCCCCGAGGGACAGCAGGGGAGAGGAGUCGCCGACGGCACAAACACCCCGGACACUCCUGGCCUGCAAACCGAGGACACUCUCCUCGGCCCCCCGUCUCUGGCAGUGGGCUCGCGUGAGGAAGUCUCGAGCGCCUCCCCCCCCUCUCCCACUCCACUCGCUCAGGCUCCCCCGCUUCCAUCUCCAGCUCCGCCUCCAUCUCCAGCCUCUCUCCUCCCUUCUCCACAUCUCUUUAUAGGACAAUUUCCAGCUGAGCACAUCCAGAGGAUCCAGGCCGCGGGGUUUUCUGCCAGGGCGGCUGCAGAGGCGCUGGAGCAGGCGCACGGGGUCGUGGAGCUCGCUCUGCUGGCACUCCUGGCCCGCAGUAUCACCGUGCCCACCAAGACUCGUCACUAGUCGCACGCGUCCGCAGCCUCCCAACUCGGCAUCCGUCUUCUUUAUACCUGGUUACUGAACCCGAUGGUUCAGUCCCCGCUUCGCAGGGCGCACGUAUAAACGCAGGGAAAUGCCGUCUCUUGGUUUGUCGUGCAGAAUAUCCAAGAGCAAAAAGGACAACUGGUGAUGAAUACGUUUCUGGAUAUUGCAGAUGUGUGAGGUGUGUUUGCAUGCAGAUGUUUUGGGUGGCCACCCAUCUCAUUGGUUUUUAGAGAUUUGGUAUGGUAGAUUGAUUUCUUCUUAUUUUGUCGUCCAACGUUGACACAUUAUUAAAUGCCCAAUGUAUGAUUGAUUAUUUAGCCGUUGAACAUUACUAUAAUUUCACCGUUAAUAUGUGUCAUAAAACUCUUAAGUUGUGGAGCAUCAAUAAAAACCUCUCAAAGUGGAGUAGUGUUAGUUCUACUCAAUAGUCCCGAGUUACCACGGUGAGCUGUGGAUCAUUCAGUCCAAAUAUGGAUAUUUAAAGCAAUUUGCUGAUGAUUAAAGCCCCAUGUUGAUUUUUAUGUGUGUCGCCCUUUUUCACAAUGAGUAAAAAGCUAAAGCGUGGGAACUGCAAGUUUAGAAGGGCUACCUUUACAACUAGUGUUUCCCCUUAAUCACACGAAAAUAUCAAUGGAGCCACAAGGGUGUUUGUUGACGUAUGUUCAGAGAUGGCAUUUUUCAAUUAAAUAUGUAUUACAUGAAGUUUAUUGUACUGUAUGUAUUAUUUUCCACAGUUGGAAAGGUUUUCAAUGUGUAGUUACAAAACUGUUUGUAGCUCCUGUUCAGAAAGUCCUUUUUAUUUUGUGUCAAAGCAUCAGUGUGUGUUCAUACCUUUUAAAUUCAUCCAUUUUCAUUUUGUAAUGUUAAAAUAUUGUCAUGUCAUAUAUCAAGGAUUUGAAUGGCUUUAUUUGAAUCAUAAACCAACAAUGUUCAGGCGAUUGAAUUAUCUACUUUUAUCUUGUAUGACAUUUUAAAUUGCAAAUAAAAUGGAACUAGUAUUUGUA